AUGGCUUUGCCACUGGAACUUUAUGGUUACGAUACACCAGCUGGACAACGAGGAUCUCGAUUGUCUGGUGGUCAAAAACAGCGUAUCGCCAUUGCUCGUGCAUUGUUGCGUAAACCAACUCUGCUACUGCUGGAUGAGGCCACCUCUGCAUUGGAUGUGGAAAGUGAAAGAGUUGUCCAAGACGCACUUGAUGCUGCCAUGGGGUCACGUACUUGUCUUGUAGUGGCGCAUCGCCUGACCACCGUGGAGAAUGCCGACCUGAUUGUUGUAUUGGAGAAUGGAAGAAAAAUCGAGGCCGGUGCACCGGAAGCCUUGAUGCAGGCUAAAGGGGCGUUUUACGCGCUUCAUCAUACAGAAGAAGCUGGACAUUGA
Molecule: messenger RNA, 372 nt
Organism: Echinostoma caproni
Lineage: Eukaryota; Metazoa; Platyhelminthes; Trematoda; Plagiorchiida; Echinostomatidae
Source: the annotation of a GenBank genome assembly